GGUUCAUUAGCUUUUUGUCUUGUCUCUCUGCCUCCCACUUGCACAAUCCCACUUUUUCCCCCCAAAAAAUCGUUUUCGACUGUAUUUGUAUUGUUUGCAUUAAAACAAACGGCGUCGAACGCCGAGCGUCGAGGUCGUCUGCCUUACUGAUAUAUACUUGAUAUAUUUUUUUUGUGAAAUAUAGUCUGCGUCAUUUCGCACGCGCCGUCAACUGCAGCAGCUGAAGUUGAAGUUGAAGUUGAAGAUUUUAAUUCAAAUUGCAACGAUGGAAUCGGAUACGACGGAAAUAGAAAGUACGGCGUCGGCGGCGGCGGCGGAGUUGCAGACGCCGCUGCAAAGUGAAAGCGUUGUGGGUGGCAAGGGGGAAGCUAAAGUUGAAGGCGACGCAACACCUCCGCCAAUCAAGCGACAGAAAAUCGCUGAAGAUGUUGCUGAUGAGCCGCAGCAGGAACAGAAGGAGCAACAAGAAGAGGAAUCUGAGGAACAGGUGCCUCAGCUGAUUGCCGUAGAGCGGGCACAAAGCACGCAGAGCAGCUUGCGUAAAUUUAAUCGCAUACCCGUCUUCAUUGUCGACUAUCACAACGAUGUGCUUGAGUUCAUCUACAGAUGCCUGGCCACACGGCACUUGCCGCUGGAGCGGAAUGUCCUGGUGCAUUUUGACUCACAUCCAGAUUUGGUAGUGGCACGCGACAUACCAGCCAGUGCCAGCUAUGACAAGGACGUCAUGCUCAACGAGCUGAGCAUCGAGAACUGGAUUAUGCCCACCCUAUAUGCAGGUCACUUCAAUCGCGUGGUCUGGCUGAAGAAUUCGUGGUGCCAGCAGAUACCCACAGGCAAGCAUGAGUUCAAAAUCGGGCACAAGGAGGAUCGCAUUGGUGUGGAUUGUCCGUUGGACUAUUUCAUAGCCGAGGGAAAUUAUUGCACAAGCGAUGAACUGCAGGAGGCGCGCUGUGUGGAGCUGCAAGUGCACGAUGCAGACAGUGAAUCGCUGGAUCCCACAGAGUUCCUAUCGGAGAAGGAUGCAGCGGGUUUUAUACUGGACAUUGACUUAGACUUCUUUAGUACAUCGAAUCCGUUUCUGGAAAUCUACAAAGAUGCCAAUUGCUAUGCUCAGCUAACGGAGAUCUUUCACUUUGAGAGCGUGGAGCCGGCCAAGCAAGCUGGCACGGCCACCAUUGCCGAUUACUGUGCCACAGCGGAGACGCGACAGAAACAGCUGGACGCACUGAAGCGCAUCUUUUGGCAUCUGGAGGAGCAGCGCAGCUUCGAGGGCCUGGAGAAACCGGAUGAGUCUGUCAUAACGCCACAAAUCUAUGCCAAAAUUCUACAAUUGGCUGAGCAGCUGCAGGCAAAAUAUCCGGAUGACGAAAUCGAUUGGUUGCUCAUCUUCGACUCGGGCAGCACCACGGAUAAUAAUGGACUGCCCCAUCACAUAAGCACCACCAAGGAGCUGGAGGAUUACUUUGCGCACUUUAAGCGUUUUCUGCAGCGUCUGCCCGUGCCUCCAGUGGCCAUUACGAUGGCGCACUCGGCACAGGAUGACUACUGCCCCCAGGAUCAGGUGGCGUUCAUUGAGGAACAGGUGCUACGGCUGCUGCGCGAGGUCUUUGGCGACAAACUGCACGAGAAAGCCAUCUUACACUACAUGGACGAUCCGUGGGAUGUGAUGAAACUCUAAGCAUACUCCAGAUUAUAAUAAUAAUCAAAGAAAGAUCUGCCAAAUGUGGAUCGACAACACCAAGUCGCAGCAUACGAAGAAGAAACAAAGACUGGACUGCAUCCUUUUCUUUCUUUUUUUACUCAAUGACUGACGCUUGCAACGAAACUUCUAAGUGAUUCCACACAACUGCAGCAAGAAAGAUGAACUAACUACUAAACUACUAAAAAAUUACUUAUUUUUUUAUUAAUAAUAAUAAACAUACGUAACGUAUUUAUUAUACACAAAAAGCAAACGAAACGAAACAAAACACAGUUACAAUGCAUAUGCUACAUUUAUAUGAAGUCCUUUAAGCGUGAUUAUUAUAAAUUAAACGCAAUAAAAU
Molecule: messenger RNA, 2042 nt
Organism: Drosophila hydei
Lineage: Eukaryota; Metazoa; Arthropoda; Insecta; Diptera; Drosophilidae
Gene: MESR6
Product: UPF0489 protein C5orf22
Exons: 2
Coding region: 266-1678 (470 amino acids)
Source: RefSeq, a predicted model, not a curated record